Molecule: messenger RNA, 2697 nt
Organism: Thamnophis sirtalis
Lineage: Eukaryota; Metazoa; Chordata; Lepidosauria; Squamata; Natricidae
Source: RefSeq, a predicted model, not a curated record
AUGUCAGUAUUUGAUGCUGAGGACGAACAACCUUCAAUAGAAGUCCACAAAAGUCCUGGGGUUUCUGGCAUGGCAGUUCCUAUGGAAAAUCAAUCAAAAGACAACCAUACAUUAGCUUUCCUCAAAAUUAAAGCAUCAGAGUGUCAAUCUCAGGCAUAUCAUAUCCUGGAAACUGCAGCGGCUCCAGUUUUGAAAGAACUUAUAAAGUUUGGCAUACAGAAUUGGAGGUUUGCCACACUUGAUUCUGAUAACACCAGAUUUUUUUGGAAACAACAAGAGAAAGUGAUCAGUGACACAUUGAAACAAGGUAGCAAAGAUGCAAAAUAUUUUUUGGUACUCAGACAUGCUGCUAUUCUUCAUUUGCUGGUUACAGUUCGUGAUCUUUUAUUAACCUGUAACUUGAACACUGCAUUAGAUUAUCUGUCCAAGGCAAAAGACAAUCAUAAAGAUUUCCGAGACUACAACCUGGAUAUUAUUUGGAAACAGCUAAAAAUUGUAGAAUUUGUUGUGCAGGACCACAAAGUCAGUCCCAAAGUGACAGAAUUACAGCAUCUAAUGUCUAAGUGGGUACAGAAUAAUGCAAAUGAUCAGAAUAAGGUAAUAAUUGUAAUUAGAAUGGAUUUUGAUGAAGAAACAGAAGUCCUAAUCAAUACCAUUAAUACAGUGCAAGGCUUGAAGGCCAUAUAUUUGAAUUCUAAGAAAAGAGGAAUGUUGUUCGAGAGUAAACAUAUAAUAAAUAGUUUGGACAUAUAUUCUUGUAUCAUUGUACAUAAUCAACAUAUUGGGCCUGAUUUCCCCUGGACCAAUUUCUCAUUGGUGAUAGAAUACAACUACAAUGAGAAUUCCUGCUGGAUUGAUCUAUGCAAAAAAAAGAAUAUAUCUUACUUAAUUUUCCAAACAGCUCCCCCAGAAGCAAUUGAAACUGAAGAGUUUUUGCCAGAUAAUCUUGGAUAUGAUCUUCUGAGGUUAUCAAUUCCUUAUGUUUUCUUGACAUCUGAAGGACUUCUCAAUACCCCAGAAAUCCUUCAGUUACUAGAAUCCAAGUAUAAUAUUACUUUAAUUGAAAGAAACUGCUGUGAGUCCUUAAACUAUUUUGGAGGCCCAGAACAUUAUGUGGUGAUGACUAUAGAUGAAUGCACAGCUAUUGUUAUGCAGAUACAGAUUUUCUACUAUAACACUAUGAACUACUUUGUAGAUAUAUCUGUUAAAUAUAGCCUAACUGGAAAAACUCUGCAUCAUCUUGCUUUGAUUUAUGCAGCAUUGAUUUCUUUUGCUCAGAAAUCAGAAGACUUUGAAGUGAAGAUGGCCCUUACACCAGGUGUUGAAGAAACAGCACUUUUGGUUUGCCAGAUAGCUAACCAUAUAUUAUUGGCGUCUAAACAACAUCCUCAGGAGUGGCUGAACAAGUCUUGGCUUUCUGUCCUGCCAUCAGAAGCAGAGAAAUGCUUGCUUACAUUUCCAUGCAUGAAUCCAUUAGUUGCUCAAGUCAUGCUAAAGAAAAGUUCUUCACUCGAAUGGCUCCUGGCAGCAUCUUUUGCUGAGCUUCAGGAACUUCUGCCUGAGGUACCAGAAAAGAUUUUGAAGCUGUACUCUUCUUUGGGUGUUGAUAAUAUUUAUGUACAGGUUGGAGUUUCUGUAGUAACUGUUAAAAAGAAUUUUAGUGAUAUCACAUCAUUAUACAUCCUCAAGCCACUAAAAAGACCAGGAACACAAAAAGAAAUAAUGUCUCUUCAUGGAAAUAAUAAUUCUGUCAUCUGUUCUUGUUCUCAACUUCCAUUUCCUGAGGCUUUGUUCUCCAGAUUGCAAGGACAUAGUUCCUUUACCGAGUAUUCAGAAUGCUUUCUCAAAGAACAGAAAAAAAACUGCUCCCCAGAUUUCUGCCAGAAUGGAUCUUGUGGUUGUCUGAAAUCAACUGGAGAGCAUAACUUAGUUGUACCUUCACUAUCAUAUGAAGAAGACACCUGUCCCUUUCAGGAUAAUGUAAGGGUAGAGAGGCAACUUUAUCUUCCAUUUCUGAAACAAGUGGAAACAGAAACAAGAAUAAAUGCAUUGCAUUUAACCCUGAACAAUAUUGGGGAACCUUCCAAUAUCAAUAAUGAAACCACAAUGCCACAUUUGCACUGUAACCAGGACACUAACUCUUAUUUUGAGAAUUGUCCACUGAAUAGAAUGACUGUUUCAAAAGUAGACAGAGGCAAACAAUUAGAUAUCUCUGAGUUCUCAAAAAAUCCUAUCUACCAUGAUGCUAAAAAUGAACAUAUGGGAAAAAUUCAACCUCUUGCACAACAACUGAAUUCUUUCCGUGAUUUCAAGCAUUCUUCUCAUGUCAUUUCUAGUCGAAAAGAUGCUCUGUUUCAGGCAAGCUCAGGCAAUGUUUUCGAAAUAGGAAGAAAAGCAAGCAACAGUCCUGCAUUACAAUCUGAGGAAAGAUUUUGGGGUAACCCCCCAUUCAUACAAGCAAUGGAUUCUUCUCCCUAUGAUUCCAUAUCCAGUCCAGAUAGGUUCAUGAACUUGGGCAUUCAGUUUACUGGAGGAUAUACCAGGGGGAAAGGACGUAAUUCAUUAUCAAGUGAACAAAGACAACAAGAUGUUUCAGGUUUAGAAUGUAUGCAAUUCCCACAGCUUAAAAAAAGGCGUCUAACUUUUGAAAAAGAUCCUAGGAGACAUGAUGGCCAAACACGUCUCAAAUUUUUUUAG